AUGACUGACGCGAACCUGAAACAAGACAUAACCAAUCUUUCUCAACCCGAUGACUCAGCACAAUCACCUCUAGGACGGGAAGGAGAAUCUACAGGUGGACCUGCAUCAGCUGGAAACUCUAUCGCUCCUGAAGACAAUUUAUUCAAGAACGACCUCAAGUCACCUUCUUCAGACCCGGCUUCAUGCUUACCUGAGAUCAUUGAGCUCUCGAAACUUACGUUGGAACGUGCUAAGGCACAGAAGUGGGCGUUUGAAGAUAUUAAAUUCUUGGUCUUUGAUGAUACUGGCGAUGAAUCGGGCGAGUGUAAAGAGACAGACGUCAGUAGGGCACCGACUUCAGCACCAGUGAAUGAGCAUGAUUGCACUCAACCUCAUUCAGAUGCCACUCUCGGAGCAGGACCCCAUCAAGAUGAGCAUGCCGAUGGUUACGACAGUGAUGUCGAGGAGCAAAUGAUGGCAUAUGCCAUGGACCUGAGUCGCGAAGGUAACAGUGACGAUCACAACGCUCGUCCAGGAGUUGCAUCACGCACAGAAAACACUGGGCGCCCUGAAACACCUUGCCGCGUCUGUUCGUCAUACCCAGAGUUUCCGUACAGGUCAAAGCCUCGCACUUUCCGUCUAGUCAAACCUACGGUCACGGACGUCUGUACCCAUUACGUUGCAAUCUCAUACUGCUGGCCUCCUGCCGAUGAGCAGCUCCCAAUGAGUAAUUACUUGGUACGAGAUAUUGAUGGACGCCAACGACCCAGUCGUGCCCUUGAUGACGUCCUUGACCGGGCCGUUGAUUUCGCAAACUCUUGUGGCCUUCGCAUGAUCUGGAUUGACCAGGAAUGCCUUCCCCAACCCAACAAAGACAGUCCCCAGGCCGAUAAAGAUGAGCAACAAUUAGGGGUACAGUCGAUGGACAUCGUCUACAAUCGAGCAACUGUCACCGCAGGUUUACUUGAUGUUAAGAUCGAUUCCCUGUGGCAGAUCAAAACAAUCACCGCGCUGAUGCGCAGCACAGACGAUAGCGCUCGGAGAAUCCCUAACCAAGAGGCCGUCCGCCAUCUUCUCGAUUUCCUCUACAGAACGAGUCAAGAUAGAUGGUAUACUAGAGCUUGGGUCAUUCAGGAGUCACUAUGCGCUGGAAGCAAGCUAGCCUUAGCCUUUCGACUCGGUCCAGGCCUUAAUUCUUCCGCUACGGUUCGCCAGAGCAGGGACACAAAACGCCCCCCUCAUUCCCUUGAUGUCAGGACCGAACAGUACGCUGCCAAGCUAUUCAUAGUUCCCCUUCUGGAGUUCUGGAGGGUGCUAGACAAGGCGAAGCAACUGCUUGCGCAUGCAUUCGUCCACUCAGGAAGGUACCUCAUUCGUACCAACAACGGCCCAGCCUGUGAGAUCAUCAUAAACAUCAGAUCUACUCACCGUACAGAGCCUGAGGGCCAUGAACCCCAGUAA
This is a messenger RNA of Boeremia exigua, 1440 nucleotides long. RefSeq lists its product as uncharacterized. NCBI's taxonomy places the organism in Eukaryota, Fungi, Ascomycota, Dothideomycetes, Pleosporales, Didymellaceae. The coding region runs from base 1 to 1440 and encodes 479 amino acids. The record is from RefSeq and is a predicted model, not a curated record. The transcript has a single exon.